Molecule: messenger RNA, 1354 nt
Organism: Gasterosteus aculeatus aculeatus (three-spined stickleback)
Lineage: Eukaryota; Metazoa; Chordata; Actinopteri; Perciformes; Gasterosteidae
Gene: rnaseh2c
Product: ribonuclease H2, subunit C
Biological process (GO): RNA catabolic process
Cellular component (GO): ribonuclease H2 complex
Source: RefSeq, a predicted model, not a curated record
CAGAAAAAAGCCCGCCAACGUACCCGCCAGCGUAGAAGAAGAAACUUUCGUCCAAUCAGAUGCAGCGACUUGGUCAACCCGGAAAACCAAUUUUGCAUUUCAUAUCACUUUAAGCGACCGAAGAACUGCUUUUAGGAUGUCCCGUAACACCAGUGUUACACGUGUUGAUGUAUCGUCCGUGGCUCAGGCCCAGAGAGUCCCAGUCCACCUCAUGCCUUGUGAGAUUGAACACGAGGGGCCGGCCCAUGUCUCUGAGUACCUCACCGCUACCACCAAGGACUGCAAACUAGAGAAGACCGUGUCAUUCAGAGGGCGUGGGCUGAAGGGGCAGGAGCUCAGCUGUCCACAGGGCUACACUGGCCUGGUGCUGAAAGAUAUCAACGAGCCCAGCUCAGACCAAGAGGACAGGUUGUUGAGGGUGUCCUCUGUGUUUGACAAGCUGACCUACUGGAACCUGGAGACGCCUCCAAACUCGGACGACGCAGUCGUGAUGGCGAUGGAUUGGCCCGAGUUGGCUCAGGCGAUCCACGGUCCAGUAGAAGACUGAAGAAAGGGAACAAAGGUUCUGCUCAGAGGAAUCGAGUGGAGCGACAGUCAGUCAGAGAAAUGCUCACGAGUUCAGUCUUCCUGUUACCGUUGUACGGUUGCAGGGUGAUAGACGGGAUGUUUAUAUUUUUUUUAUCUUCUUUUGUAAUAAAAUAAAAAAGUACCUGUGUAAUGUAUCAUUAAUCUAAACAACAAUAUUUUCACAGUUUCUUUUGAACAGUGUUUAUUCCCCAGUUUAUUUUUAGCAUGCCAUAACACAAGGAUGAAAUGCUCACUCACAGUUCAGGCUUUUUCUUUUGAGUAUCCAAACCUCAAAUACAAAACCACUUUCAUUUGUACAUAUAGAAACUAAUUUGUAGACGAACACAUUUCAGACGGCAAUUCAGACACAAGUUUAAAUCUAAACACUUAGAUUUAAAAAACAAAAGGCAGAAUUAUUGUGUGUGUCUGUACUGUGUAUUCUGUUACAUUACUGGAGAAACACUACUGCGAGAACGGUCAAUAAGGUUGCCAGGUUUCCUCUAAAAUGUUCUACCUGCUAACGUUUUUUUGGAGGGGAGGAAUCCUGUGCCAGUGAGAGGGUUUUACCACAGAGGAUGUUGCAUGUUUUCAAAUUAUACGUCUGCAACUGAGUUUUCUGGGUCAGUUAUCUUGUUUAGGAAUGAUUCUCAAUGGAAUACUUCUUACUGCAUGUUUGAAAGGGGACAAAUGAAAAGCCUUUUGGCACAACUGACUUUCUACUUCAUCAGAUAAACUGUGUUUAUCGGCUAUUGAUGGAGUGGCUUUAAUAAAACUAAUGCAAGGAAAA